AUGGCAGCCAAGACAAUGAUGGUGCGUCCUUACGUGUUAUCACCCUCGACACUAAGUCAUGCUCUGCCAUAUUUAUUUGCUGGACUGAGGAAAAAACAGUUGGUAUUUGAGACUCAAAGCAUCAGAUUGGUGAAUAGCAGAGCAAGCAGCAAUGAAUGUAGGAACAAUCUGAGAUUGGAGCAAUAUGGUGGUUUGAGGAGAUUCACUGCUCGAGCCACAAACUUCAACAGUGCUGGCACCUUCGACUCCCCCCUCAUGCAAUCCAUGGAGAACAAAAUCAAGGAACAGCUAAAUGCUGAAUCGGUUAGUGUAAAAGAUGCUAGCGGGGAUGGUCGGCAUGUGAGCAUUGAUGUUAUCUCUUCAUCCUUUGAGGGACAAUCGGCUGUAAAUAGGCAGAGGAUGGUGUACAAAGCCAUAUGGGAGGAACUUCAAACCACAGUGCAUGCAGUUGAUCAGAUGACUACCAAAACCCCAAGUGAAGUUUCUCCUCAGAAGUGA
Molecule: messenger RNA, 498 nt
Organism: Prunus armeniaca (apricot)
Lineage: Eukaryota; Viridiplantae; Streptophyta; Magnoliopsida; Rosales; Rosaceae
Source: the annotation of a GenBank genome assembly